Molecule: messenger RNA, 1116 nt
Organism: Penicillium egyptiacum
Lineage: Eukaryota; Fungi; Ascomycota; Eurotiomycetes; Eurotiales; Aspergillaceae
Source: the annotation of a GenBank genome assembly
AUGGAUAAGAACAUCAAGUUGGCUGAUAAAUAUGACCCUGCUGAGGACUGUGCUCUGGGAAGCAUUGCAAUGGACGACAAGAAGUUGCUUCGCAAGCUUGACUGGCACCUUUUGCCUCUCAUGUUCCUGACUUAUUUCUUGCAGAUGAUUGACAAGAUAUCGAUCAACUACGCGAACGUGAUGGGACUGCAGGACGACUUAGGGAUGACGGGCAAUGAUUUCUCCUGGUUAGCAACGGGCUUCUUCAUUGCAUACGCCGUGGCAGAGAUUCCUCAGGGAGCUCUUCUGCAGCGGUUCCCAGUCAUAAAGGUGCUCGGGGCCAAUGUUUUCUGCUGGGGUAUCAUCUUGUGUUGUUCCUCUGCUGCGAAGAACUUUUCCCACAUGCUCGCCUUGAGAAUCCUAUUGGGAUUGAUGGAGGCCGUUAUCGCACCCUCUCUCACAAUGUAUACGAGCAUGUGGUAUGUUCGUGCGGAAUCGACACCACGUUACGGGCUCUGGUACUGUGGCUUGGGCGCCGGGCAGAUCGUUGGCGGACUUAUCUCUUUUGCUGCUCAACAAGCGCCGACAAAUAUGUCUUUCGGUGGCUGGCGAAUUAUGUUCGUGGUCAUUGGCGUUGUCAAUAUCUUGGUUUCAUUGCUUGUCAUCUUCUUUCUCCCUAAUACUCCGGACGAAGCCAAAUUUCUCAACGAGUCAGAAAAACGGCGCAUUGCACAGCGAUUGACUGACGAUCAAGCUGGCGUGGGUGUGAAAGUCUUCCGGUUGCGGUCGGUUCUUGAAGCAUUCGGAGAUCUCCAGACCUGGCUUCUUGUCCUGCUUACUAUCCUCAUCACAUUCCCAAGUAGUGUGAUUACAACCUUCUCUGCGAUUCUGAUAAAGGGCUUCGGAUAUAGCUCCGAGCAAAGUGCAUUACUCAACAUGCCUUCCGGUGUCGUGAGUAUUGUGGCGACUAUGGUUUCUACGUACGCGAUCUCAAAGGGAUUUUCGCGAUGGUUGGCAAUUGACUUGCUACUGCUUCCAACGCUACUGGGGUCUUGUUUGAUGUCCUUUCUUCCUUCUGGGAACCAAGGUGGUUCCUUGGCGGGUAUCUAUCUGGUUAACACGGUAUGUAUCUGGUGA